CACCACCACAAGCAAUUCCUCUACUAGACCACCUUAGGUGUAUUAGUCUUAGUAUUUAAUACAGUAGAACAAGUAGGGUCUUCUUCAUCAAAAACAAAAUGGUGGCUGGUCCUGGAGGAGAGGACGACCUCAGCAUGCUGAGCAACACCUUAUGCGCCUUAAUGUGUAUUGUCUUUCUGACCUAUGGCGCAGCGGGCGCUCUGAGAGCUUGGCGUGGCACCUUGAAGUGCCGUAUUCUAAUGAGAAGCUUCGGCUUUUUCGACCUCCAGAAAAUCGAUAAAAAGCGAAAGGCUGCUCUGAAAAGACAAGAAGAGCAGAAAAAAGAAGCUCUGAGGAGGGAGAAAGAAGAAAGAAAAGCUGGAAGAAGUCGUGGAAAGAAGAAUGGGCGACCGGAAAUUGAUGGAGGAAACGAAAACAUUGAGGAAGCUCAAGCUCUUUUUUCUCCGAAUAAAGUUGAAGAUGCUUUAGCAGGUGCCGAACAAAUGGACGAAGGUCAUGCUUCAGCAGGUGAUGAAAUAGACGACGAUCAUGCUUCAACAGCAGGUGAACAGAUACGCCGCGCCCAUGAUACUAGUGCUGAAAUAAGUCGUCUCCAUGGCAGACAGAGACAUGGAGAUGGAAAAGGCAGUGGUCUUUUCCCUACUAUUUUCGAGAACGAGGAAUACACUAAUGAUUCUCAUCUCCUCUCUGCGGGAUCGCGUGGCACUACAGACCAAUAUGAAGAUUAUUAUUUGGGAUUGAGGGGUUCAGCUGCGUCUGGGUCUGGGAGUCACCACGACCAUGUCCUCCCAGCGUCUAGGAAAGCCCACUUUGCGGCCGAUCAUGACGGUGAUGCGAGUGACCGUGAUGAAGUAGAAAAUGGAGGUGGAGAGUCUUCGUGUGCUUGCUCUUGCUGUCGAAAAAGGAAAGCUAAUGAUACUAACCAAGAUGGACGAGGCGAUAAAAUUAAAGAGCCACAUGAUGAUUCUCAAAUGUUAGAGGGAGAAGAUGAGCUCCUGAUCAAGGAUGAUGCCGAAAUGCGUCAAUAUCUGGAGCCUCUGUUCGACGUCAAGGAGUUUCGCAGACAAAAAGCUGAAUGUUUACGACGUAUCCUGAGCUACGGAGAAGUCCACCUGUCCGAAUUGAUGUCCGAUGCUGACGAAACCCCUUCUCAUAUCUUCCGAGGAACCUGGUUGGUGGCUUGCAUUCUGUUGGCUCAAGUGCGGUUUCAGGACAUGAACUAUUUUUCGAGAGAAGUUUUAGAUUUGAACGCGCAUAGAGGGUAUGCAGCCCAAGCCCAAAAUCAAGGUCGAGUCCAACGUCAAGGUCAAGGCCCACAAGGAGCAGGCACAAACUCAAGAGGGCCAGCGAUGUCAACAACAGCUGUGGCGAAUUUUCCACAAGCAUAUCAAUUACAAUUGAACGGUGACAGUGACGGGGCACACGCUGAACAAGGACACGCUGCCUCGUUUAUGGAACAUCAGAUGGCGCAGCAGGACGACUAUGGUCAUGGUGCCAACGACCCAUCUUCACCUAUUACGUUGUCUAAUCCUAAUACGUGGCCUGCUUCAACAUCAUCUUCAGCGUCGCACUCAAGCUCCAGCUCUACAUUUGAAGAUGUAGAUGAUGAGUAUGGAGGUUAUUGUGGGCUCGCAGUUCUUGACCACUCUAAGAACGAUGAUGUUGUGAGAAGGUUUUGGUCAUCGUCCAACAUGGACAGUCUUGAUCCUAGAACUUGUGGACUUUUGACAAUGACUCUAGAUGCAAACGGGGACUCAGAAUUUGUAACUUCUGCACCGUCUACGCUACUGCAGCAAGAUGAAAUAGUGCGGAGAAACCGGGCAUCAAGAUCAAUGUCCUCCUCCUCAACAAGUGCAACUAGAGCAUCGUCUUCUUCCUUCAGCCAAACCACUGUUGUCCCAAAGCAGAAGGCUCAAGCCCCAGUCGCGGGAGUGCCUUCCCAACAAGGUCAAGUAGCAUCUUCAUCAAACACAAACACACAACAAGGACAACAAGCACAACAAGAUCCUACUAGAAAAGUUGUAGCCCAAAAUGCGUGGCAGCGGAGAGCGGUACAAAGAAGCACGAUUUGGCCCACGGAAACUACUAUAGGACUCUACCAUCCUACGAUCAUUGUCCUGCGUUACAUCCUAGACGUUUUUCGAGGCAUCUUUUUCGUGGCGGGCUUGCUAUUCGCCGUCUACAUUCCAAGAGCUAGGAGAAAAGAUUAUUGGGUAUUUUAUUUCUGUUGGGAUAUAAUUUUUGUUCUUUGAAGUAAAAUCGUUUCUUGAAUUCUAAGGCCAAUGAGAUUGUUUGUUUGUUUGUUUGUUUGUUUGUAUCGAUGCGCUCCGGGCGACGCGUACGAUCCCGCCGGGCUUCUUUGCGCUCUGUGUGUGUUAUGCUAUGGUCGUCAUUGCGAUCGACUCUGGUAUGCCUAGCCUUCACAGUCACCGCCGCCAAUUGUGGCAUGUCGAGCUAGGUGCGCAGGAGGCGGCGACUGCAAAUCUUACACGACUCCUGCACUCAAUUCUCUUUCAGGUCUACGAUCUUCCACGUGAUGUUACCAGUCGGGAAAUGGAUUCGUUGAUGCGGAACCGUAACAUUGGCUGGGUAGUCCUCGAUCAGUGGCAUGGGUGGGGAGCAGGAGUUGCCAUAGGGGUCGGAGGCGUUUCUUUCAUCGGUGUCGUCUUCGAUAUCGCACAAAGGGCUGCUCUUGGUAAAAAUUGCGUGUAGUAAGUUGGUGUAGCGCUAAUUCUCGGACUCGGUCAUCUUCACCAACAUACUAUUAAAUAGUACUUACUUGUCCGUGAUAUGACUACAAUCUUCUCCCACCUUCAGGUCGUCAUCCUUACGAAGUGUUGCUAUAUCGAAAAACGGUGCUGAGGGGUCCUCACAUCUUAGACGAGGACAACAGUUUCGACUCCUACUCGCCUCAGCGAGACUGUGCGAAGGAUAACCUGUACAAAACCCGGUGGACCUCUUUUCGUGGCUUUUACCAUUGUGCUGAAAUCAUCCCAGGAGAAGCCAUGUGGAGUUUUUUCCUAGGCAUACGCUUCUUGCUUACCUUGCUGUACUUUUGUUAAGGCUGAAAAUUAUACUAGACUUAUGCGCCCGGUAGCACUCCUCCCACUAGAAUCCUCCACCCUCUGCACGCACUUCCCCCGCCAUUGCGUGCCCCCGCUUCCCCGGUUCCUUCGCCGCGCGACAACCGCCUGGCGGAGUUGAUCGGUGGAACAGCAGAAGGGCCGGGCGCUAGUCGGCCUGCGGCCAUUGAAAGGGCACGCCUGGAAAUGGUGGCCCCGGGAGUUUGCUGGUGUUCUGUUAGGUUUGGCACCUUUGCGGAAGGCUGGAGCCUUUAACUUUCAAACUUUAAAAAUUCGCCCACUUUGAAUAAAGUUAAAAACUUAGCAUCCAACUUUUUUAAGGUUUAUCUUUCUGUCAUAAAAUUAAAAACUUUGCAAUUUUGGAGCUUCCAAAUUUGCAGUUUCAAUUGAAAAACUUUGAAGUUCCUAAAGUUUUUCAUUUUAUCGCCAAAAAAACAAACUCAAAGGCCAGGAGUAGGACGGCGCGUUGUAGGAUUCAAGCUGAAGCCUUGAAGCCUCAAGGCCGCAGCUCCUAAGUAUAGCGCUGAUCUACAAGCACCCAGUGGCCCAGGGGAAGCCAUCCACAAGGAUGCCACGCCAUGCCCAUGGGUUCAGAAGUUCGUAAAUUCAUCAGUAUCGAAGUCCCUCACCUGCAGUUCUCAAGUUCACAAGUUCAUGAGAGAGUUUGCGAGCUGUUCAUAGGUUCAUGAGCUAGGGGCUUCGGGUUCGGCUUCGGGGGUGUUAGGCUAAAAGCUUGGCGGGGUCGUUGUUGCUUUUAUAUAUAGCUCCUUAGUACUAGCUUGGGGCGUCCGAUAACAUCCCUCCCACUAGGAUCCCCCCCCUCCCCAAAGUAAGAAACUAAGCAAGGCAAGCGACACGCGUUUUCAAAUUUCGAAAAUUUUCCACGUUUUGCCAUCGUUUGCGGAUUGGAUCUCGUGCGUUUGAAGUCAAGGGCUAAGAUCCCAAAGCUUUUUGACUUUAAGCCCUUUCGCUGAACUUCAAUUUCUUGGAUUUGCAUUUUUCAAAUUUCGAAAAUCCUCCACGUUUUGUUGUCGUUUUGGGAUUGAAUUUUGUGCGUUUGAAGCGCUAAAGUCCCUAAGUUUUUGACUUUCAGCCAUUGCCUUGAGAUUCAGUUUCUUGGAUUUGCAUUUUUCAAAUUUCGAAAAUUUUCCACGUUUUGUCGUCGUUUUGGGAUUGAAUUCUGUGCGUUUGAAGUGCUAAAGUCCCAAAAUUUUUGACUUUCAGCCCUUUCCCUGAGAUUCAAGCUCUUGGCUUCGCGUUUUUCCAAUUUCGAUAAUUUUCCACGUUUUUCGUCGUUUUGGGAGUGAAUCUUGUGAGUUUGAAAGGCUAAGAUCCCAAAAUUUUUGAUUUUAGGCCCUUUCUCUGAAAUUUAACGCCUUGGCUUCGCGUUUUUAAAAUUUCGAAAAUUUUCCACAUUUUGUCGCCGUUUUGGGAUUGAGUCUCCCUCGUGAGUUUGAAGCGUUAAGGCCCCAAGGCUUUUGACUUUAAGCCCUUUCAUUCUUUCCCUGUGAUUCAAUCGCUUGGCUUCGCGUUUUUCAAAUUUCGAAAGUUUUCCACCUUUUUCGUCAUUUUGAGACUGAGCCCGUUGAUUUUGAAGGGCUAAGAUCCCAAAAUUUUUGAUUUUAAGCCCUUUCUCUGAAAUUUAAUUCCUUGGAUUCGCGUUUUUCAAAUUUCGAAACUUUUCCACGUUUUGUCGUCGUUUUGGGAUUGCGUCUCGUGAGUUUGAAGCGUUAAGAUCCUAAAGCUUUUGGCUUUAAGCCCUUUCCCCCGAAAUUCAAUUCCAUUGCUUCGUGGUUUCGUGGGUUCAUGGGUUUGGGGUUUGUUUGUUUUUGUGUCGGAGGUUUUGGGUUCGGGUGUUGGAGGUUUUGGGUUUGGGUGUUGGAGGUUGAGGGUUCCGAAGGGAAGUGUUUGCGAAGUUUUAUUGCUCUUGAUAUUCAUAUACAUGCCAGGGGUUAGGCUCAGGGCUAAAGGCCCCCCCCUGAUCUAGGGGGGCUUUUAGCCCCGGACCCUUUCUCCUGAGGGACUGCCGGGCGGGAAGGGCUCCAAACGAACACCGCCGCGCUUUCGCGGCUCCUUGCGUCUGCCUUACAGGGCCCAAGCCCCUGAGGCUGUUCAAGCACCAAAGGCCGGGGGUGGAAGGCUUUCGAAGGCGGCAAGGCUUGACCCCCUUGCUGUCUUGCAGGUAUCCUACAGGCCUCGAGUGAGCGGGAUCCUCGCUGGGGGAGUUUCUUGGGGGUGGAACGCCUCCAAGGGCAGCAGGUGGCAAGGCUCGACCCCCUUCGCCGUGCUGAAUGUAUCCGACUGAACCCAGUGAGGGACAGAACCCAGCCGGGCACGCCUUGCCCCUGCCCCUCCGUCCUCGCCCCUGGUCUUCAACCUCCCCGGGUGUUCGGUGGCGGCUGGCGAUGAUAUGAAGGCAACCCAGCAAAAGGGGCCAGGCCUCGCGAUCGUGACCGCCUUCGGCGGCCUUCUGCCCCCGAAGGCGGUCCCGCUGAUAGGGAUGGGUUCAAGAGGUGGGACGCCUGCAGGGUACACGCGGAGAGCCGCAAGGGGACUCCGCCUCCGCCUUUUCUUGGGGCCUUGGCCCCCGGGGGUCUUCACAUGAUCACCGCGAAAAAAAGGGCGCGCCGAGGCCGACGCCACCAGCGCUUCAUCUCAUGGGAGGCCUCUACCUUCCCUGGUGCAUUUCCUCCUCCAAGGGUCUUUCUCCUCUGCUCUAAUCUUGGGCUGUAGCAACGACGGCGAUGAAGUUUUUCCGCGUCCGCAUUGGGGAGACAAGCUACUAUCGAGGUCUCCGAUCGGAGCUUUGCUUCAUCAAAAUCGCUACCUAUGAAUUCGGGUUCCUGUCCAUCGCGGUCCUCUACAAGCCUCAGAACCUCAAUGACUACUUCAUUUGGAACGAAGUGCCUUGGCUGCAAGUGGGUCUUUACGUCGUGACGCUGCUGGUUGCCGCACUACUGUUGCGCAGUACUUGUUACAUUGUGGUGGACUUGUUUUUGUUAAGGGUCGUUCCCGCCACAUUUUUACAUCCUUCUUCACUUGCGUCCCUGACUCAUCUUUUUUCAGUAGGAUAAAAAUAUGAGUCAGGGACCACGUUCUGGGGAAGAAUGUAAUUCGCCCGUUGCAACGACCUCUAAUUUUGGACUUCGAGUACUCGGAUAAGAUUUUAGCGGAUAAAUUUGACGAUAGCUGGUUACCACAGGAAGAGAGCAUGAAAGCCCACAUCAUGGACGUGCGAUCGACGCGCGAUUACGACUGUCCAAGGGAACAUUUACAAGGCCUUUUGCACUUACCCCCCGACGAGCUGGAAAUAGAAGAUGUCUUGCUGUAUCGCCAGAGGGAUCGGACUACGAAUUUUCAAGUUGCACCCAGAAGAGAACAAGGGCGUGGCAGUGCUGGUCGUGGUGGCAUUGGUAGUGGUGGAGGUGGGGACACUUCCAAUUUUAUGGGUCGCUUCCACAUUGCAUUCGUCACUACCAUCCUUGACUUCCAGUAGGAAAGAAGUCAAGGAUGUUCUGGGGACUGCAAUGUGAUGUCGCAACCUCAUCUAACAAAUGCGGCACAGCUGGGGAUUCGUCCACUAGCGGAACGAGGGCAGCAGACUCUUCUUCAGCAGCUACUUCCUUCUCGUACAAUGGACGUGGAGCUAGAGGCGACGCUGUCUCGGUGUUUCGAGGAAGCCUGAUCAUGCAGAAAGAAUGGAGGGACUCACACUCACAAAUGUCCUCCGUAACAGGAGAAGUUGAUGUUGAUGGCGGAGAACUAGAACUACGCCGGGCUGCUUCAUCAGGAUCAGGUCAUCGCGGAGGACUCCAGGAUCAGGUCAACUCUUCUACAGGAGAACAUCAAGACGACGAAGAUCAUGGUGCCCAGGAUGCAUUACAGGUUCUUGGCGAAGAUCCUUCUCUUCUAGGUGUAAUUCAUGAACGAUCAGGCGAGGAAGACUCCACCCCUGGGUCGUUUCAUGCAGCCGCGCCGGGAGGUGGUGGGCGGCACCAUGUGAUCUUCUUGGAAAGAGGAGGAGGAGCUUCAGGAGGAGGAAGUGGACGAGACUUGUUAUCUGGUCGGGGAGAACAAGCUGGUACAUUAUACGAGGACGACUACAACUCGACGAGAAGCGGGCGGACGACCCAUCUUCCACCACAAGCAAGGGGCCCCUUGGCUCUUACAGCCAUGCUAACUCGUCCUCGUGCGCCAGUGCACGAGAUAAGAUGGCAAUGUAGCAAUCGAAGUGGUGGAAGCGAGAAUCAAACGUCAUUCGGCAGUGAAAUGUUAGUGCAGAUGGAUGAUGAGAAUGCUGGAUCAAGAUCAGGAAAUCGUGGUAGAAACGCAGGAGCUACUUCAUCUUCAUCUAUUUCAGGAGCUCGCCGUGGUGGAGGUGGAAGAGAUCGUAAUCUUGAUAUCAAUAGGGACUCUGUCAGAGAGGAUUACAACGCAGACCACCAUGUUGACGAUCAUGACCAAAGAGACGUUGAUGACGGUGAUAGCACUACUUCAAGUGGUUCGCAGUCGUCAAGGGAAAGUUCGGCACGACGACGUCUGCUGCUUGCACUACCUCCUGCUGGUGCGUCACAAGAUGAAAAUAGCGGUCCAUGGUCUUCGUUUGGCACUGCUGGUACAACGAGAACAAUCGGACCUGCAGACCGACACGCACUGCACAGGAAUUGCCCCUGGCUGGAUCCGCAGUUGCUUAGAGCGAUGACCGAUCAAACGCGACAAAGGUGAAGAACAGGACCUUCCUCCGCAAAUGCUAAGUGGGUGAAGAGAGGCAUUUUCUAUCCGCAAAUGCUAAGUGGGUGAAGGAGGAGCAAAAAAGGAAGAGAAAGAGAGAUUAAAUCUCUUCCAACAACAGGAACCUCUUGCCAGGCACAUCAAUCAAUCAAGCAUCUGUCCUGCUUUAAUCAUUGUUCUUGGCACUUUUCUCAUGCGAAAAAAGUACAGAGCAACACAUCGCAAGUAAUAGAGCUGGUGCCAUGCUUCAGAGCAGCCCGUACUGGUGAAUCUUGUUGUGGUUAGAGCUCUUACAAGAACAUUCUCUCCUUCUCGUACUAGAUAAAGGGACGCUUCAUCUUGCUUAGAAGAAGACUAAGCAAUUCAUCAACUAAUCAAGAAUGUCGAGCAAUAAGUUUCG
This is a messenger RNA of Amoebophrya sp. A25, 8214 nucleotides long. The record is from the annotation of a GenBank genome assembly. Lineage: Eukaryota; Dinophyceae; Syndiniales; Amoebophryaceae.